AUGAUAUCUUCCGCACCGGAGAGCACCCCGAAAGCCCCGCGAUAUCGUCGUCGAUCUACUCGUUCCUGCCAAGAAUGCCGCCGGCGUAAGGUGAAGUGCGAUCGAAAAGAGCCCUGUAGUCACUGUGUCUUGUCCAAAACUACCUGUGUCUACACUCCUGGGCCUGUGCGAACUGCUGCGCAUACUAGAGAAUCCAAUAUUUCUCCGACUAGCUCAAGUCGGGGUAUCAAUACAAUCCUGCAACUUGAAUCGAGACCUUUACCAAUACCACUCAAUACUCGGGGAAGUAGUGGCAACGGAGGGAACCCAUCGCUCGCCCAGCCUCUAGAUCCAGCUUUGAACGAAAUACACGAACCGAACGAGCUCAACCACCGGCCUCGGCCGCUCGAGCAAUCAUUCUCUAGUGCUGCUACUGACAGCGCUACUGAGACGCCUCUGGUUUCUCCUCCACCAGGUACUUCAUCUUUCAGGAAUGUAGUUCAUUCGCCGCAAAAGAAACAAUUUGCUUUGAAUAAGUCCAGACUGUUCGGCCAAACUCAUUGGACGAAUGCUGCUCAUGAGUUCAAAAGAAUAGGGGCGUUCCUGAGUAGUGAAAGCGGUAACUCCACCGAUGACGAAGUUGUCAGGUGCUUGAAAGCGGAGAUACGAGCUUCUCUUCAAAAGUGCAAGCUCCUUGCUAAAAGCAUGAAGACGACUCGGCCCAGCAGGUGCUUCUCAUGUCCCGCACCAAUCUUUUCUGCAACAGAGAGGGAUCUUGCGGAUCAGACGGUGCACCUGUAUAUUUCACGCUUCGAAUCAGCAUUCCGCAUUCUACACAUCCCAUCUUUCCGGACCGAGUAUGAGCAAUAUUGGCGAAAUCCAACCGAGGCAGCUAGUGCGCUUCAAUUCAAGGUCCAGCUUGUUAUUGCCAUCGGAUCUAGUCUCCACCGCGAGGCUUGUGAAAAUCCUAAGGUCCGCUCGGCAGCAUGUCAGUGGGUGUACGCUGCACAGAACUGGCUCUCUGGACCGAUGGAAAAAGACCGAUUGAGCAUUAGUGGGCUGCAGGUACAGUGCCUAUUAUUUCUUGCUCGUCAGACUCUGGCUAUAAGCGGAGAUUUGACAUGGAUCGCCAUUGGUACUCUUGUCCACACAGCCAUGCAAAUGGGUCUCCAUCGUGACCCAAAACAUUUCGUGAAACUGUCUAUCCUACAAGGUGAAGUACGGAGAAGACUCUGGGCUACUAUAAUGGAGAUGAAUGUACAGGCGUCAUUAGAUUCAGGAGUACCACCAACGCUUUCUUUCGACGACUUUGACACAGAUCCCCCAUCAAACGUCGACGAUACGGACAUCGACGAGUGCACUCGGGUCCUUGGACAACGCCCAGAAAUAACGAUAACGGAUACAUCCUUGCAGCGUUCCUUAUUUGGGUGCCUACGCCCACGGCUUGACAUACUCCGCCGUAUGAAUGGCUUUUGCUCAGAGACGCCCUACGACGAAAUCCUCGCACUAAGCUCUGUAAUAAACAGCGCUUGCCGCGAAUGCAGCACUCGCGUGAAGAGAGAUAACGAGGCCGAAGGCACAGUUUUCAAACAAAACCUAGGAGAUCUUUUCAUCCGUCGCUUCCUGCUUGCUUUACAUCGUCCUUUCGCCAGUCGGGCGCGUACGAACCCUACGUUCUACUUCUCCCGGAAAACGAGCCUCGACGCCGCCACAGCCUUGCUCUCGCCCACGCUGGACGAAGAAUUUUCUCGUCUUGUGACGCUCGGCAGUGGCAUCUUCAAAAGCCGCAUCAUCCACGCGUCUUUAGCCCUAACUUCCGAGCUCCUCAUCGAAGCCGAAGAACCAGGAGCGAGCUCCACCACGCAGUGCCUUCUCCCAAACUACCGGAAAAUGCUCGUUGAUGCCGUGAAAGAGGCACGCCGGCAGCUAGCCCAGCGCAUGCAAUUCGGCGAAACGAACGUACGGCUGCACAUGAAGCUCAGCAUUGCGCUGAGCCAGGCCGAGUGCACGGAAUCGGGUGCUUCGUUGCAGCAGCAUAUGGCGCAGAGUGCGAAGGAUAGUCUACAGAUGUCCUAUGCAAUGAUCCAGGCACGCUCGGGGCCGCCGUUGGAGUGGUCACGGCUUGAUGAGAAUAUCUUUACACCAGGAGAAGACGAUUUCCAGGGUUUUGCUGAUGGGUUUCAGUUCCAUGAUAUCUUGGGGACGGCGGAUAUCGUCAUGGAUGAGGCGUUUGGCCCUGGUUUACCGUUUUGUUAGCUAGCUGGAGCUAGCAUUGGGACGUGAAGAGGAAUCAGUAGUAUUGAGUGCUGCGUACUCCUCAAGUCUUGAGUCAAUAGUCCCAUGGACCAUUCUCCUCUCGAGCUUCCACAUCAAAAACUCCACACCAGUUUCUCAAGCUUCGACAAAAUCAGGAGCAAGAGUAUCCCUUCUAUAGGAAACGGAGCAUCAGUCGUACAAAGAACCUACAAAGCCGUGGACUCGGCGUUCACAAAAUCCGUUCAGUCGGCCUUGAGCAAAAGCGGCUUUCACAAGCAGCGGGCGGGUUUAAGGGGCGUAAGCCCGCUCAAUCCGGCUCGAGGGACCAUCGCUAUCCCAUAUAUAAAAAGCAUUCAAAGCCCCAAAAGAUAUCGCCCAGAACAUCAGGACUGUACUAUACCUUCUCCACAAUUCCACACUCCAAAAUUCCAGAAUCCACAAUCCGACACUCUCCACACGAUUCAAACCUCAAUUCCCACCAUGACAUCC
Molecule: messenger RNA, 2724 nt
Organism: Mytilinidion resinicola
Lineage: Eukaryota; Fungi; Ascomycota; Dothideomycetes; Mytilinidiales; Mytilinidiaceae
Exons: 4
Coding region: 1-2235 (744 amino acids)
Biological process (GO): DNA-templated transcription; regulation of transcription by RNA polymerase II
Cellular component (GO): nucleus
Molecular function (GO): zinc ion binding; DNA-binding transcription activator activity, RNA polymerase II-specific; RNA polymerase II cis-regulatory region sequence-specific DNA binding
Source: RefSeq, a predicted model, not a curated record